Anthonomus grandis grandis is the source of this 1366-nucleotide messenger RNA. Its product is annotated as serine--tRNA synthetase-like protein Slimp. Gene Ontology annotation, biological process: seryl-tRNA aminoacylation. The transcript has a single exon. The record is from RefSeq and is a predicted model, not a curated record. Gene Ontology annotation, cellular component: mitochondrion. The coding region runs from base 1 to 1341 and encodes 446 amino acids. Gene Ontology annotation, molecular function: ATP binding; serine-tRNA ligase activity; tRNA binding. Lineage: Eukaryota; Metazoa; Arthropoda; Insecta; Coleoptera; Curculionidae.
AUGCUAAAAAAUAGUCUUAAGAUCGCCACACUUUUUAAACGCCAGUUUUCCUCUGCUUUAUAUAUAACCGGUGAUAAGGCCCAAACAAAUUUUGCAGUUUUAACUCCAGUUAUCGAGUUUGAUGAGCAAAUUAAGCAUAAGGAAAAAUUGGCUAAAAAUAUCCAAGAUAGAAACCUAUCUACUGAUAUUGACAAAGUAGAAGAAAAAUGGCGUUUUUUCAAGGAGCUGGAAGGAAAGCUGAGCCUGCUAGAACAGACUAGAAUAGAAAUAGGUCGUAAUCUUCAUAAUUUAGGAAAACAACCGGCCGAUCCGAAUAUAGAAAAAGAGAAAGAGAAGCUGAUGACGCACCUAAAGUUGCUAAAAGAAGAUAUAAAAAAUAUGCGCCAAAUGUCUUAUAGAGUGGAAGAGGGUGCAAUCCUUGAGGUACUCAAUUUGCCUAACAAAUUACAUCCUAAAACCCCAAAAGCCCGUGAAGAAGAAUUAUUUAGGUAUCUUGAAGCAAACCCCACUAAAACCGAUAGUCAUCUGGCAAUAGGUGAGCGGCAAGGAUAUUUAAAACUAAUCAACCAUAUGAGUUGCUAUUUAAAGGCCGAUGCCGCCUUCUUGGAACAAGCUUUACAAAAUUAUUGUGCAAAAGAGCUGCUUCAUUUAAACUAUACGCAAUUCUCUAAUGCGGAUUUUGUGAAAACUGUCGUUGCAGAGGGUUGCGGUGCCGAACCAAACGAAAUGUUAACAAUGGAAACUAUUCAUUGUACAAAAAGUGAUGAUUUAAACAAGUUGCAUAUCGCUGGCUCAAGCUCGUUGCAUUCAUUUAUGGCAUACUUUACAAAACAUUUUGUGCAAACCACAUAUUUCCCUAUUAAAGCGUUUUCUGUCGGCCGAAGGUACCAAGUGGCCAACGAAAACGCCCCACUAAGUCUGUUCAACUUAAAUCAAACCUCUGAGGUUGGCAUGUUUAUUGCCUCCAAUAAAUUAGAUGAUAAUUUCCUUGAAAAUAUCGUCAAUGAAGUUAGCACUGUUUAUCAACGCUUGGGGAUGCAUUUUAAAAUCGUUUUAAUGCCCGCAAAUCGGCUUAAAAGAGCCGAAAGUCUCCGGAUGUCUGUUCAAAUGUUCUCCAACCAUUUGCAAGAUUAUAUUGAAGUAGGAAACGUUUCUUUUUACGGCGACUAUAUUAGCAAAAGACUUCUGUUUAAUUAUAGCGAAAAUAAAGAGCGGAAAUAUCCAAUAGUUGUUGGCGGUUCUUUAUUGAAUAUACACAAAUUUCUUGGUUGUGCCCUUGAACACAAUUCUAUUGAGGGCAAACCUUUGUUAAAUGAUUUUCUUUUAAGAUAUGUGAGUUAAAACAAAAAUUACUUUUUAGUUAAAA